Molecule: messenger RNA, 2775 nt
Organism: Eleginops maclovinus (Patagonian blennie)
Lineage: Eukaryota; Metazoa; Chordata; Actinopteri; Perciformes; Eleginopidae
Product: pyroglutamyl-peptidase 1-like
Exons: 5
Coding region: 150-779 (209 amino acids)
Biological process (GO): proteolysis
Cellular component (GO): cytosol
Molecular function (GO): pyroglutamyl-peptidase activity
Source: RefSeq, a predicted model, not a curated record
UGACGCAGCCUACAGGCAGCAGGCCGGUUGUUUUGUGUCUGUCUGGCAGACGGAGCCGUCGGCUGUGGAGGGAACUGUCUCUCUUUGCUUUCCUGGAUCACAAUAAAGAGCAGAAAAAAGGCAAAGGAUCCUCUGCAACAAGACGGGAGAUGGACAACAGUAAACGGACUGUGGUCGUUACAGGUUUUGGGCCAUUUGGUGAGCACACCGUCAACGCCAGCUGGAUAGCAGUACAGGAACUGAAGAAGCUCGGACUGGGCAGUGAAGUGGACCUGCAUGUGUCCGAGGUUCCUGUAGAGUACCAGACAGUCCAGAGUUUGCUGCCUUCAUUAUGGAAGAAGCAUCAUCCACAGUUGGUGGUUCAUGUUGGAGUCUCAGGUAUGGCCACUACUGUCACGUUGGAGAAGUGUGGCAGAAAUCAUGGCUACAAGGGCCUGGACAACAGCAGCUUCUGUCCCGAUUCACAGUGUUGCAUUGUGGGAGGCCCCGACUGUAUCAACUCAGUUAUUGACAUGGAAUCAGUCUGUAAGAGAGUGACGUCCUCAGGACUGGGAGUAGCUGUGUCUGUCUCCAGAGACGCUGGAAGGUAUCUGUGUGAUUUCACCUACUACACUUCUCUGUACCUGAGCCAUGGUCGUUCUGCCUUCGUUCAUGUGCCUCCUCUUGGAAAGCCUUACAGCGGGGAAGACCUGGGCCGUGCGCUGCAGGCCAUCAUCCAGGAGAUGCUGGAGCUUAUAGACCAGGCCGAAGAGAAAAUCCACUGCCAGCACUUCCACUAAGUGACCUCCAGAUGCCAACCAGCCUCUCCGACCCUCAACACAAAAGAAAAAUUGCACUUAACCACAAGUAGCCAAACUUUUUUUUUUUGUCUUUACUUGGUUAGAAUGAAAUUUCAGUUCGUCUCCAGCAUUUGUUUCUUUUUGUUUUAGGUUUGUCUUCAUGUUUUUUCAGCACUGUCUCAGUUUUGUUUUUAUGUCUCCCGAUGGUGAGAAGAUAAAAUGGGAGUCUCAAGCCUAACUGGGCCAUUUCACAUUUGAUGUUGAAUUGUUUCUUGAGUCCUUUUUCUUUAUAAGAAGUUGUUAUUUUUGCCUUCUUUUACAAAGGUUAUUUAAUCAGGGAACGGGUUGGUUCCAGCUCAUUUUCCCCCAAAGUUUUGUUGGCCCAACACUGACAAAUCAAAAACACCUCAUUGAGAUCUGGCCCUUCAGGCUGUGCAAUGUUAUUUUACAGAUCUCAAGUUCAGUGAUUUAGUGGUAGGUUUAUCAGAACUAUACUAAGGCUGCACAAUUAGAAAAUACAAAGCAUUGCAUGUAUUACCACAGACAUUUUCAUAUUCAAUUAAACAAGUUGUGUUGUUUAUUUAAUGUGUUGCUAUCUUUUAACUUUACUACAUAAACAGUUUACAAAAUUUGAAGAUUAAACUGGCAAAAGCAAAUGUUUUUCGUUUUUGUGCAGCACUCACUUUUAUUCCUUGAUCAAAAGCUUUCUGUUACUCAUUGAAUCAGAUAUAGCUGCUUAUUUUACCUGAGGAUUUGAUUUGAUGAAUUUGAACUCUCAGUUCAGUCAGAGUUGGGCCUGUCAUUUUAUUUCUGUAGCACUUUCUUUAUUUUGUUUUUUACAUUUUUACUUAGUCUGGAAUAUCGACAGUAACUGUAGCCAUGUGAAUCCUAGUAUUUACCAUUUUAUUUUCAGUCACCUUGAAAUAUGUUGCUUUCAGACAUAAAAACAUCCAUAUAUUCCAAGUGUUAUUAUUAUUAUGCAUGUGUGGUAUGCUUUGUAGGUAGGAUUGGCUUUAUUUUCCUGAGCUUUGGUUUGAUUUGACCUGUCAAACAAAAUGCUGCAGAUUCCCUUACUGUGUUUGUGAAGGUGCCUCUUCUAGUUAUGUUCGGUUUUAUGUAAAAAUGAUUUUCUGUUUCACUGUGUAUGCCAGCUGAGUCCUCAUAAAGCCUAUGUGAACAAACAGUUUCAGAUUUAUCAGAUUUACUAUAGGCUUAAAUGUUAAAUGGCCUUCACUCUACUUCCACAGAAAAUAUAUUUGUCUGUUGUAGACUUCAUAACUAGUCUUAGAGUUGCAGCAGUCCAUUGGCCUUUCAUUGGUCUUUGAAUCAAAUGUUUUUUCAUCACUUAAGCAAGUUGAUGCCACUAAAUUUGUGUAAAUUGACAUUAUUUUAAGCUGUGUGUAUCAUUUUAAAUGCCAGCAACAUGGUUUGUACCAUAAGGUGAAGCUGAUCAGAACUGAAGUUGUUCUCAAACUGUAAUUGUGUGUUUUGUCGUUAACCAACAACUAAAACGACUGAAGUCUUGGCUGCUUCUUUCAACAAGUCCUUAAGAGUUGUUGACGUUGACGGUGAGGUGGUUGUUCUGAGUUUGCUGGUGCUGAUAUUUUACUGUGUUAGUUUGUGAGUGCUGAGAAGUGAAAGGGUUUUGGAGGAGCUGCCCCCUAAAAUGUUGCUCACAAAAGUGAAAGCCUCAAGUUUACAAAUGUGAUGACCUCUGACCCUGUGCCUUGCAGUUCUUUAUGUAUGUAAAAGGCCUUACAAUACCCAGCAGGUCAAAGAUAUAUUACUGAUGCUGUCCAGUCAGAUGUGUGGCUACCUCAAAACAACUUUUUUUCUUUAUCUGUGUGUGUGCUCUGUUGUACAAUAACAUUAAUGUUUCUCUGUUUAGGGAGAAUCCUCUGAGGUGUCAUCUGCUUCUGACAUUAACAUAGCACUCUAUACAACGAGCAAUCUUGGCUUUUAAAACGAAAGUCUUUGAAAUAAAAAGAGUUAAGGA